Molecule: messenger RNA, 1599 nt
Organism: Leishmania major strain Friedlin
Lineage: Eukaryota; Euglenozoa; Kinetoplastea; Trypanosomatida; Trypanosomatidae
Exons: 1
Coding region: 1-1599 (532 amino acids)
Source: RefSeq, a predicted model, not a curated record
AUGUUGUUCUUCUCGCGGGCACGGCAGCAACUGCACAAGUCAAAGGGUAGCAAUACCGUUGCCUCCUCGUAUGGUGUCGCGGCGCAGGCGGUGCUUCAGGACACCAGACAAGAUACAGACGCGGACCGCAAGAUUGUCGGGUUUGAGCUGGAUGCACCUGCUGCGAUGCACGCAAUGAUGGCGACCACGCGGAAACAGAGCUGCAACCGACCUCUUCGGCCAGGAUCAACUGAGCGCAUUACCGUAUCUCGGAUCUCGCCACGUUCUGUGGCUCUCGAACACCGCAGCAGGGACAGCACUGUCACAGGAAACGACUACUUGACUCGUUUACAAAGCGCGCUAAACGCGUGUGACACAUCGCAGUCGCUGCCGAGCCCCGAGCCGCAAGUUAGCUGGCAACAUCGACGGCCCGCUUCCAUGACGGCGGCAGCGCUACCCUGCCCGCGUCGACCGGAGGGCAGGGGCAGCGGCGGCCGCUGGCAAUCUGUGAGAAGUACUACACCCUCGCUGGGCGUCACCACGCUAGUGAAGGAAUGGGUAAAAGCGGUGGAAAAGAAGGCGACGGCGGCGGUACUGACGAAAGGGUCGACAGAGGUGUGCAUGGAGAAGUCGCUCCUCACCAUGCCCGCCUUCUGCAUGCCGCCGAGCCGUGCUGGCCAGCUGUCGACGGACUCGUGCGUAGCGCGGCUUCUUCAGAGCAAAUUCAGACCCGUCUCCGCUUCCUGGAUGCCUGACGAACCCUGCGCUGCAUCAGCGGGUAGGGACGUCGCAGAAGAGGCGGCGGCGCAGCCGCCGUGGCGGCACCGUCUGCUUGCCGAACCGAUUCAGAGCUAUCGCUUGCUGAAGGAUGCAGUGGUCUCUCCUGUCAAGCCGACACCUUCCUCGCUGGUCCCGGUCCUAGGCUCUGCGCGUAUUCGCCGUGAUAACUUGGAGCGGCUGCGCCACAGCUUCGAGCAUCAGCGCCUCAAGCUGCAGGGUGAACUGGAGGACAAGUUAGAGUGGCGCAAUCGAUGCCGCUCCGCUUUGCUGCGGCACAAUAGUGCAGAAGACAGAGCCGCUGUCGUGCCCGCCCACUCCCCCUCAACAGCGCCGUCGACGCCGCAAGGUGCCGGAGAGAGGGCGAUGCGCACACCGCUGCUUGCGGAGGUAUUCGGAGGCCCCUCUGGAUCCGCCGCGCGAUUGCAUCAGCUUGUCGAGUCCCCCCACCUGUAUUCGUUGAUGCUCGGUAGUAUCUGGUCUCAUGAGGCGGCUCGACAGGCGGUGCAGCAGGAGAAGAGUCGCCUCGUUGCGCUGCUCCAGUCCUUUGUGGUGACGUGCAGCGCCGCCGUGCUGACCCUUGCUGCCAUGGAGAAACUGCGCUCUGAGACAAUUCGACUCGUGUGGCACCCGGAGGAGAAUUCGGGUAGCCACCACGCCGCUCUCCUACAUCGCGAGCAGUUUUUGAAGUUCCUGUGGGGACGCUAUGAAGCGCAUACAAGUGGGCUGCUUGGGGCUGUGGACACAGUGCGUCCCAUUGACAUUAUCGAUGCGCUACCAUCACAGGCGGAGGCAUCUUUCGCCAGGUACGCCUACGAAGUCCUCCCUACUGCUGCCGAGUAG